AUGAUCUCGGCGCGCGGACAGAAGCAUGCCGGCAAAGUGACUCCUUUCUGGACUGCAUUCGAUAGAAUUAUAGGCGACGCAUUUUGCCACGAAACAAAUCCGGGAGGCAUAGUCAAUAUGGCCAUCAGCAACAACUCUCUUUUAGAGCCCGAGCUACUUGCCUUCUUUGGCGCCAAUUUACGGUUACAGCCUGUAGACUUGACUUACGGCACAAGCUUGUUCGGCUCGCACCGUCUUUUUGCUUCGCUCUGUCGACACUUCAAUUUGGGUCACACGUUUGCUCCUGUAACACCCGUCCGGCCAGAGCAUCUUAUUACCGGACCCGGGUGUGGACCGCUGUUGGAUCAGCUUGCCGAGCACCUCGCUGAACCGGGUGAUGGAAUAUUAGUUGCUGCGCCGUACUACAAUGGCUACGAUGCCGACUUGGCCUGUCGCGCUCAAGUGCAGUGCGUUGCAGUUUACAGCAGUGACGACGACGGAACGGGAGCGCAGAACUUUGAAGGCGUAUCAGCACUGCGUAACUUUGCAGCUACUAAAGAUAAAUGGGAAAGCGAGCACGCUGGACAGACUGUACGCGCAGUGCUAGUAUGUUCACCGCAUAAUCCUGUUGGGAGAUGCUAUGACCGCGAAGCGUUGAUUUCCUACGGACGAUUUGCGGAAGAGCACAAUUUACAUUUGAUUUUUGACGAGAUUUUUGCCUUGUCUACAUACAGUUCUAAGCCUCACUGCACCUCACACACGAGUGAUCCUAGCUUUCAUUCAGCUUUAUCGAUUGACUGGCUGCGCGAGGCAGACUGUGACCCAGCUCGUAUACACAUAAUUUGGAGCGCAUCAAAAGACUUUGGCAUCAAUGGGCUGCGCGUUGGCACGAUCGUCAGUCAAGCGAAUGAUGAGCUCUUGCGAGCACUCAAGGCUACGGCCAAGUUGUACAUGGUCUCGAGUCCCGCCGACGCUCUCUUCUGUGCACUUGUUGACAAUCAGUGUGUUUACGACGAUUUCAUUCGUACGAAUCAAGCUCGCAUGGCUCAAGCAUAUAGUGUUAUAGCCCGAUGGUGCGAAUUUCAUGAGAUUUCGAUGAAACAAUGUACGGCUGGUCAUUUUGUCCUUGUCGAUCUCACUCGCUUUUUGCCCGAUCACGUCGAUGGCGAGCCUCUUGCUGAUCUGCCUGCACGCGAGGGUGCGCUGUGGACCAGCUUUUUAUCGCACGCCGUCUGCCUUACUCCAGGUAGCAACUAUCACUGCACUCGCUAUGGCACGUUUCGUUUGACAUUUACGCUCAGACGAAUUGCGUUGCUAGAGGGUUUGUCACGCGUAGAAAAGGCAUUAAAUUUGCCUUCCUGGCCGCAUCGAGAUGAGGCGCUGACCGAGAUAGAACAAUCUAUGGAGACGAUUGCGGCACCGGAGAACAUGCCGACGGUGACACAAGCACAACUUGGUGUCUCACAGAAUGUUGUGGCGGAACCGAUUCGCGCUCUCGAUGUUGCUGCUUCCACUGCUCGUGCGCGAGCGGGAAGGCGAGAUUAUGUCGACAGCUUACGUUCCAUGUUGAAGGAUGGCGGCGGCAGCGAAGUUUUGUUGAACUGUGGUAUGGGCAUGAAUACCCCUGCAUGUGCUUGA
Messenger RNA from Meira miltonrushii, 1617 nucleotides. Its product is annotated as PLP-dependent transferase. The record is from RefSeq and is a predicted model, not a curated record. Lineage: Eukaryota; Fungi; Basidiomycota; Exobasidiomycetes; Exobasidiales; Brachybasidiaceae. Bases 1 to 1617 code for a protein of 538 amino acids. Gene Ontology annotation, biological process: biosynthetic process; amino acid metabolic process. Gene Ontology annotation, molecular function: transaminase activity; pyridoxal phosphate binding. The transcript is spliced from 2 exons.